Messenger RNA from Lepidothrix coronata (blue-crowned manakin), 5393 nucleotides. It is a transcript of the gene MYNN, whose product is annotated as myoneurin. The record is from RefSeq and is a predicted model, not a curated record. Gene Ontology annotation, molecular function: protein binding. Gene Ontology annotation, cellular component: nucleus. The transcript has 8 exons. The coding region runs from base 91 to 1950 and encodes 619 amino acids. Lineage: Eukaryota; Metazoa; Chordata; Aves; Passeriformes; Pipridae.
GGCGUCACCAGGACAUGGCGGCCUGAAGGCAGCGCUCCCUCCUCCCUCCCCCCGCAGGUCAGAACAGAGCGGCUGCAGCGCGUUCUCAAAAUGCAGUAUUCCCAUCACUGUGAGCACCUGCUGGAGAGGCUGAACAAGCAGCGAGAGGCCGGAUUCCUCUGCGACUGCACUGUGGUCAUCGGGGAGUUCCAGUUCAAAGCGCACAGGAACGUGCUCGCCUCCUUCAGCGAGUACUUCGGGGCCUUCUACAGAGACGCGUCCGACAAUAAUGUUGUCCUGGAUCAGACUCAAGUGAAAGCUGAUGGCUUCCAAAAGCUCCUGGAAUUUAUUUAUACGGGAAACUUAAACCUUGACAGCUGGAAUGUUAAAGAGAUUCACCAGGCUGCCGACUAUCUCAAAGUGGAAGAAGUGGUCACUAAAUGCAAGAUCAAGAUGGAGGACUUUGCUUUUAUUGCUAAUCCCUCUUCCACAGAGACAUCCAGUAUCACUGGGAACGUUGAAAUGAAUCAGCAGACUUGCCUUCUGACUCUCAGAGAUUACAAUAAUCGGGAGAAAGCAGAUGCUGCUGCUGCUGCUGCUGCUGCAGAGCUGGUUCAACCCCUGGCAAAGAAAGCAGCUUUGGAAAAGAAAUCGCCUCAACCCAAAAAGCGGAAGAAGAAUUUCAGCCCCCCCAAAAGCACAGAGAAUAAAUCCCUCCCGUAUCAGAACGAUGUGACCGAGAACACAUCCAUCGAGCUGUUUUUAGAUGCAAACAAACUGGCCACCCAGAUAACAGAGCAGGCUGCCCAGGGCAGUGAUAACUCCGAGCUGCAGUUGGCAGCCGUGGGCGAGAGCGAGACGCUGGCAGUGCAGGAUAUGCUGGCCCAGACCAUGGCAGCCAAACAGAAACGGGGGAAGCCUCAGCAGAGCUGUGCCCUGAAGGAGCACUGCAUGUCCAACAUAGCCAGUGACAAGGGCUCUUACCAGCUGGAGAGCUCGGGAGAGGAGCUGGACCAGAAGUACUCCAAAGCCAAGCCAGUGUGCAACACGUGUGGGAAAGUGUUCUCGGAGGCGAGCAGCCUCCGUCGGCACAUGAGGAUACACAAGGGGGUGAAGCCCUACGUGUGUCACCUGUGUGGGAAGGCAUUCACCCAGUGCAAUCAGCUGAAAACACAUGUAAGAACUCACACAGGGGAGAAGCCAUACAAGUGUGAACUGUGUGACAAGGGCUUUGCUCAGAAGUGCCAGCUGGUGUUCCACAGCCGGAUGCAUCAUGGAGAGGAGAAACCCUACAAAUGUGACGUCUGCAACCUGCAGUUCGCAACCUCGAGCAACCUGAAGAUUCACGCCAGGAAGCACAGCGGGGAGAAGCCGUACGUGUGUGACCGGUGCGGGCAGCGCUUUGCCCAGGCCAGCACCCUCACCUACCACGUCCGGCGCCACACCGGGGAGAAGCCCUACGUGUGUGACAGCUGUGGGAAAGCCUUUGCUGUCUCCAGCUCCCUCAUCACCCAUUCCCGGAAACACACAGGAGAGAAGCCAUAUAUCUGUGGCAUUUGUGAAAAGAGUUUUAUUUCCUCUGGAGAGCUCAAUAAACAUUUUCGGUCCCAUACAGGUGAAAGACCAUUUAUCUGUGAAAUGUGUGGAAAUUCUUACACAGAUAUAAAAAAUCUAAAGAAGCACAAAACGAAAGUUCACGCAGGACCCGAAACUCCCCCCGAUUCUAAUGCACUCGAUAAUUCUUUCAAUGAACAAGAAUCCAUUCAGAGUCAGAAAAGUCCUUUGUCAGAGUCCAUAGAUGUGAAGCCCUCUGAGAUGUCUUUAGCACUUCCUCUUCCCAUUGGGACUGAAGACCACCAGAUGCUGCUUCCCAUGACGGGGAGCCAGUCCCCUUCAUCAGAAACAUUGCUGAGAUCUGCUGUGACUGGAUACUCAGAACCUCAGUUCAUUUUCUUGCAGCAGUUGUACUGACAGAGCAGUAGUUUGGUAGUGAACCUGCAAACAUUUGGUAAGAUGCACGUGAUCAAACAAGCAGUCACGCUCUUUGAAUUGGACUUGUUCUUUGUUUUCCCUUUGUGUAAAGACACCUCUAAGGCAUUUCCAUCAUGCAGUGCUGAAUUGUGCUAAUCUGCAAUCAGAUUUCUAUUUGCAAUUAAUACUGAUUUCCAGGAGACGAUUCCUUUCCAGCAACACCUGCCUUAAGAAUUCUCUGUUACGUAUGUUAAUGUGUCUUGGAGAUCUCCUCCCAUGUUUCUGCUGAUUUGAUGUGUCACAGUGUCACUUGAGAACAGAUAUUUUAAGCCAUAUUUAAUAGUUUAAGAAUAUUAACCCAGAGAUGCAAGGGAAAGUCAUAAUUUGGCUAUAUUCAUAAGCCUGCACUCCAAGGUGCUGGAAUGGUCCAUGGGGAAGGUCGGUCAGGGCUGUGCUGAGGUGCUUGCAAAGAUUUGCUGCUGGCUGCCAGAAGUGCCAUCUGCAGGUGAAGCCUGACCAGAGGGCAAGAAAGGUUUGGGUGUAUUUUCCUGACAAGACGAGUAAAGGAAGGUUAAUUUCUUUCUGUAGUGUGGCAAGUCAGAGGGUCCUAAUGGCAUAGAAACUACUGGGUUUUCUUUCCAACAAGUUGCCUUUGUUUGUUUGUUUAAGUCAAUCCAGCACUGUCAGAUCUUGUCCCAGAUUUAUUGUUCACAUCCCUAAACUGCCCCGGGUUUGGCACAAACAGCAACAAAAGGAGAGCUGGAACAUGCAUGUUGUAGAUGAGACAAAAAGAGGCAGUGACUUAAUUUGUGAGGCGUCAAUGAGAGCUUCAUAAUCCUUUUUUUACUGUAGUGCUGCUUCUUGUGCUAGACAGGAGGUCCAGAAGAGGAAAUAAAUCCUGCCCUUCACUGUGAAAAUAGUAAGAGAACACUACAUGAGGGGGUAUUAAAGACUAAUACAGCAGAGCAGAUGGAUAUUCUUCCAGGGAAGAUUUUGUUAGUGUGACUAAUUUAAUUGAAGUUUUUGUGUAUUGCUUUAACUCUCAUGUCACUUGUCCACAGUAAAUGCACAAAACUGGUACCUAGCAAGAACCAUAAAGAUAUGUUUUAUUCCUAGCAACAGAUAUAUUUAAAAAGCAACGUUUUUAGUGUCUUGGUAGGGUCAUAAAAGACUAGGUGACCAUAGGAGUACUCUCCUACUCUAUUUUGCCAGUUUGUGCCAUUAGCAAUGUAAGCAUUAUUUAAGUAAUCAUCAAAUAGUAAUGAAACAGUGAUCAUACUGUACCAACAAUGCAUUUAAAGCUGUACUUUGUUGGUUAUUUACUUGGUGCUAGCAUUUAUUUCCACUGAUGCCUUGUGUCCAGACACUGAUAAAUAGAAGAGCAUAGGAGAUACCUCUUAACUGAUCCUGUUCUACACGGAGUAAUAAUUAAUCUGCACCUUAAUUAAACAGACUCAUGAAAAAUUUCUUGUAGGGUUUCAUUUAAAUAUUCUGCAAGUGAUCCCCUGACUCCUGACCAUGACUAUAGAUUUAUUUUUCUCUUCCUAUAUGUUUGUACUUGUAAAGUAAUAGACCUUUUGCUUCUUUGUGUUGAUCAUCUUAGUAUAUGCCACGUUUAAAACCUGCUGCUUGAUCAUAUUUUAUGCUUUAAUAUAUGGUAAAUUUGCUGAUGAAGUCUGCCACAGACAGCAGGAGUACAGCCAUGUUCAAUGGGAACAUCCUUAAUUCAGGAAUCUCUCAUUCUGUCCACUGGAGCUGAUUAUUGCUGGACCUGCCUGACCUUUAAUUUCUUUAUCUCUCUGUCCCACAACAUUUAUGAACAGCUGAUGUUCAUAACACUAGCAGAAGACAAAGGAUGAAGUUCUCUGGUAUUUUUUUUCUUGUUUCUUUGGCAUUUCCCCUUUUCCUCCCCUCUUUUCUCUUUUAGCUCCUGUUGUUGCUGUAGCCCCUGAGGGAUUCCUUAGCCUUGCCAUUUAAGACUGAAGAACCCCAAAGGUCGGGAUCUUUUCUGUGUGUAGCUUGUCCUAAGCUUCCUCUUUACUUUCUCUCUCUGAAAAUAGAGCAGAAAUCUUGGGACAGAUGUAGGCUUAGUCAUGAAUACUGAGAAAGAAACACCCUGCAACUGAUAACUUCCAUAUCUAAACAGGUUUGGAAGACAAACUAACGAUAUGCUGCUGUUCCCUGAGGAAAAGUAGCUGAAGAUAAGCAUGUCCAGGACAAAUGACCAUGAGAGAGAACUAGCUCUGGAAAGAAACCUAAAAAAUAAUUACAUUCCUACAUAGAAAAUGCAUUCCAUAACAAUGUUCGUUUGGACUGGUUUUAUAUUUCUAAAAUUAUAGCUUGUUACUGUAUUCUUAGAUUUCAGACUUUUUUAAAAAAUACAGUGCUUAGAUUUAUACAGGAUUUGUUUAGAUACUUAUAACAGUAACACUUGCUUUAUUAGUCAUUUAGUUUUCUUUAUAGACAAGAAGAUAAUCAUUAUUUUUUACAAGACAACAAUUUUAACCUUUCUUAAUAGAAUACACAGGCUUGUAGUUUUGUCUUGGAGCAAUAAUUUAGUGACCUGCACUCUUGAGUCCCCAUCUGAGAAUCUUGAUUUUUAGCCUCAUUUUUCAUGAAGAUAUCUCAGCUGCUGAGGUAUGAUCUCUACAAACUGUAUUCAUUUACUAGAAUAUAGAUUUUAAGUAUAUAUAUAUAUAAAUAUAUUUGUAGGUGUGUUCAGGCUGUAGGUCUGGACUGUACCUUUUGCCAAUAGAUGCAUGGAAAUCAGCUGCACAUCUGAAGUCCUAGGCUUAGGGAUUCUGGGUUCAUUUGGGAGGUACAAGGCUCAUAACAGUAUUGGUCAUUUCUGUAAGGGAUUAAUAGGGGAAAGCAUGGAAUCUUUGUAGGCAGACGUCUCCUUGCAAAAGGAAAGAAGGAAUUUUAAUAAUUCUGUUAACAGUCAUUUAGAGACAAUGACACAAGCUGUUGUUUCAGUCAGUUUUGCACUGAAGUUGGUGCAAGUUUUGCCUGAAUAGCUUCUCUGCAUCUAGAAAUCUCUGAAUUGGCUGCUUGGAAAUAUUUAGGUGAGAAUAGCUCCUUGUAUGACAUUUACUUCCAAAUUUGUGCCCGUAAGUGGGCACAAAGCAUGACAACCCUUCUGAUAUCAUUUGUUAAAGAGCAAUUUUCAAGUACAGACAAGUCCCACAUGAAGGAUUUCAGGGCUGUGAUCCUGGAGAGGCUCAAUAAGCCUUGCAGAAUUAAGUUCAGAUAAGGACUAAUAACUGAUUUUUUUGGUUAAAUUAUUUUUAAAGUAUGUCAUGUAUAUACAAUUUUUCCUCUGUUAUUUGUAUAUACCUCAACUCUCGAUUUUAUAAUCCCCUGGGAAGGGAGGGGGUUGUACAUAUUUAGCCUGAAGUGUUUUAUGUUAGACUUUAAUAAACUUGUUUUGUAAUUUUCCCUCA